AAGGAAUCCGAGAAGAAGAUUCAGAGAUUAAAGGCUCUUCAUCAGAUGCACCAGAAGCGGAAGAUUCAGAAGCCGAAGCCAGUAUUCCAAAAAAAGAUUCAGGAGAAGGAAGAGGCACACAAGAAGAUUCAGAAGCAAUUGAAGAAGGCGUUGAAGGUCGAGGAAUCGGCGAAAGAUGCGAUGGAAGAGGCUGAAGCGUGCUGGAAGUUUGAGGCCAUGUGUUCCGGAGAAGCUUAUCAAGAGGAUGGCCAGUGGAAGUGGCGCGAGUGA
This is a messenger RNA of Caenorhabditis briggsae, 270 nucleotides long. The annotation marks the transcript as partial. The transcript has a single exon. Lineage: Eukaryota; Metazoa; Nematoda; Chromadorea; Rhabditida; Rhabditidae. The record is from RefSeq and is a predicted model, not a curated record.